CAGAGACUGGGCAGGAUGGGUAACGCCAUGCGAGGCGUCAUCGCCUUCAUUCCCUCAGAGCGCUGCCAACGCUUCCUAGUGGGGGACCUGAAGGAAAUGCCCCUCGAUCGGACCCUGGACCUGAGCAGCCGGCAGCUGCGUCGGAUGCCUGCUGCUGCCUGCGUGUUCAAUGAGCUGGUGAAGCUCUACCUGAGUGACAACAACCUCAGCAGCUUACCGGCUGAGCUGCAGGGCCUGAAGAAGCUGCAGCUCCUGGCGCUUGACUUUAACUGCUUUGAAGAGCUCCCUGCAGCUGUGUGCAGAUUGCCCCAGCUCAGCAUCCUUUACCUGGGUAACAACAGGCUCUACCGCCUCCCCAAGGAACUGAGAGAGCUCAAGGAACUCAGUACGCUGUGGCUGGAGACUAAUUGCUUCACUGUCUUCCCCAAGGUGGUUUGUGAGCUCUCUAAUCUCAAGACCCUGCAUCUUGGUUAUAACCAGAUACAGAGUUUACCAAAAGAGCUUGGAGGGCUGGAGGAGUUAAGAAGUAUCUGGCUUGCUGGGAACCAGCUGACAGCGUUCCCACCAGUGUUGCUGGAAAUGCACUUACUAGCUGUUAUUGAUGUGGAUCGGAACAGAAUACGCUACUUCCCAGGCCUGUCUCACAUGCAGGGGUUGAAACUUGUCAUCUAUGACCACAACCCCUGUGUUAAUGCCCCGGCAGUGGCCGAAGGAGUCAGAAGAGUUGGGCGCUGGGCGGACAGCUCAGAUGAUGAGCAGGAAGAUGGCGGGUCGAAAGCAGCAAGUGAGACUACAGCAGAGGUCACAGAAGUGCAACAGGAGGAGGAGCACAACAUUUAGGG
This is a messenger RNA of Epinephelus fuscoguttatus (brown-marbled grouper), 842 nucleotides long. RefSeq names its product leucine rich repeat containing 10 (gene lrrc10). The transcript has a single exon. Lineage: Eukaryota; Metazoa; Chordata; Actinopteri; Perciformes; Serranidae. The record is from RefSeq and is a predicted model, not a curated record. Gene Ontology annotation, molecular function: protein binding. The coding region runs from base 16 to 840 and encodes 274 amino acids.